Acanthoscelides obtectus is the source of this 345-nucleotide messenger RNA. Lineage: Eukaryota; Metazoa; Arthropoda; Insecta; Coleoptera; Chrysomelidae. The record is from the annotation of a GenBank genome assembly.
AUGUUCGGUAACCGCAGCAAAUGUGCUUUCAAUGAACACCUCCAUGCAGCCAUAGGCCUUCUAGCAGAACACAAUGGUCUGAAAGAAUACCUCUGCCCAAAUCAUGACCAUACUGGCCCAGCAAUUAUUCCAUCGGGAGGGUUCAAUGUCAGUUCUGAAACGAUCAAAAUAGGUUUUUCUAUGAACGUACGUCUGUAUUCAGCCAUGAGACGCCUCAGCGCUGACCCGGCCAUUUUUAGGGUUGUAUUAACUACCGGUUGUCCAAAAGUUCUGAUAUAUAAAAUUUACUGCAAGCACACACAAUACAUGGCAACUAUGAAUGAACUGAUAGCAACUGAUAGAUAA